AGUUUAGCGGCUUGAUUGUUUCAUUGGUUCUUGAGGUGACGUCACAAGGAAGCGACAAAGUGAGUUGCCAAGAGACGGCGGUUGGCUGAUGGAGGCGGAAGGAGCGCUGAAUGAAAGCGUGCGAGUGUUGCAGGCCCAUGUGCGUGGGUUUCUUACCCGCCGCAGAUUAAGAAAUGUACGGGAAGACUAUUUGGCCUUGGUACGAGAAAUUGAAGGAGAAGAAUCACAUUUGCACUGGGAGACAAAUGUAUUCUCUAUACCUCGUUUUAUCAGAGAGAAAAAAGUCCAGCAAAAGUUGGUUCAACAACAUGUGAAUCCUGAUUCAAAGGAUACAUCACCAGUUCAAGUUCCACUGAUAUCUGAACAAAAAGUUAACCCACUUCCUGAUGCAUGGCGCAAAGAUCAUGAAUACCUCCAGCACACCGAUCCGGGGGAGAGCCUAACAAUAAAAGACAUGGAAGCGAACAGUAUGCUUGAAAUCAUCCCAGCAAAGAGUAAAAGUCUGUUAUUUACAAACCCCAAGAGUCCUGUGGCUGGUUUUGAUUCAGAGAAAAAGUGCCUAGAACACACAAAACAAGAGGAAGAUGCUGAACAGGGAGAUUCUGAGAAAGGUUGUUUAAAAAUCUAUCCUGUCAGAGAAAGAGAGCCAACUGUUAAACAGAGAGGAAGUGAAUUUGCAGCACAUAACGGUCAGAGCCAACAGAGCCUAGAAUGGAGCACCGACAGCUGGAUAUGGAAGGGCAAAGUGUUAGAUGAAGGAAUCCCCUUUGAAAAUCUGAGUGAGCUGCAAAGGCAUCGGAGCCACCUGGCCAUGGAGAUACUGUGGGUACAGCAAGCAAUUGCUAGCCGUAAGAAUUAUCUAAUGGUUAGACAAAGGCUGGGCAUCGUGGACAGAUAGGAAAAACAUUAUUCUGGCCCCAGCUGAAAGUGAUGGAUUUGCCUGCUGGAUGGAUCUACAACCCUGCUCCAGACACAGCCUUAAUAUGUGAAUAUUUAUUCGCCUGACAGACAUUACUGGGAAUAUUAUGGACACCUAAUGGUUCAUUACAUUUUAAGCAUUAAAAAUUUUUGCAAAAGUAAAAAAAAAAGCUAUACGUUUUGUUAAUAUAUUGUGAUGUUUAUUUAUUUGUAUAUUUUAAACCUUUAAUAAAAAUGGGAUUAACCUUCC
This is a messenger RNA of Xenopus tropicalis (tropical clawed frog), 1168 nucleotides long. NCBI's taxonomy places the organism in Eukaryota, Metazoa, Chordata, Amphibia, Anura, Pipidae. The record is from RefSeq and is a predicted model, not a curated record.